AUGAACAAUCAAGGUUUUGUUUCCAAUAUUAAUUCAAGAAUUCGUCAUGGAGUCAAUUCAAAUGGUUUAGAAUCAAGUUCAUCAACACAAUUACCACCAUUAUCAAAUAUGAAUGAAAGAUUACCAUCUAUUGGUGAAUUAUUUAAUAAUAAUGGAAACCAUGGUAUCAUUGAACCAUUUCAACCAAUUAACAAUUAUACUUAUAAUCAACAACCAAGAUCAACACCAUUUGAUCCACCACAUUAUUCAAAUUAUAAUAAUAAUAGUUCAUUACAAACACCAUUAUCAACUGAUUCAAUCUUGUCACAAAAUUUAAAUAAUAGUAGACGUGAAAGUUAUGAGUAUACUUUGAAUCAAAUUCCAUCAAAUCAAAGAGCAGUCUCACCUGGAUUUGAAUCAUCAGAAGAUGAAGAAACACCUCAACUAGCAACAAGUACUACAGAUCAUGAUGAUAGAUAUGUUUCCAAAAAUGAUCAUUCAAAAUAUUUAUAUCUUGAUACAAUGGCUCAUUUAGCUGAAUUGUGUAAUUUGAUUGAAAAAGGUGUUGAAUCUUCAAAAGAAAUUCAUGAUUUUUAUCAAAAUGAACAAUAUAAACUUUAUUCAGGUUUAGUCAAUUCUUUAGAAGAUGGAACUUGUGAUUUUAGUAAAGAUUCAAUUGAAAAGAUUAUGAAUAAUUUGAACAUUACUAGAAAUUUUUACCAAAAAAUUUAUGAACAUCGUGGUGAAUUGAUAAAGGAAGACGCAACAAGAGAACGUUAUGCCACAUCAGAUAAUUCUUUAUCAAUCUCACCAGAAGGUGAAACCACAUCAGGUGAAACCACAAGUGAAGCAGGAACUUCAAGUGAAAAGACCACACCAUUAGAAUAUGGUAGAACUAUUUCACCAGAACCAAGAACUUCAUCUUCAUCAUCAUCAACAAUGACCAUGACCACCAGAUCAACAAAAGAUCGUUCUUUAUCAAUUUCACCAAAGACUAAUGGUUCAAAAAUUGGUAAAAAAUCAUCCUCAUCCACAAAUGGUAAAAUCAAGAAGGCUAAAGCAAAGAAGACUGCUUAUAUCCCAGGUAAAUUGUGUAAACAAUGUGAUUCAGAUGAAACACCAGAAUGGAGAAGAGGACCAUAUGGAUCAGCAACUUUAUGUAAUGCUUGUGGAUUAUUUUAUACCAAAUUGAUGAAUAAAUAUCAUGAUUUAGAAUUGGCUAAAUCUUUGAUGGAUAAAAGAAGAAUUGAAGGUUUGAAAAAUGAUAGAAGAAUUCCAAAUAUGGGGGCUAAAGAUUUAUAUAAGACUCUGAAAUGA
Messenger RNA from Hansenula ciferrii, 1296 nucleotides. RefSeq names its product GATA-type transcription factor. Gene Ontology annotation, molecular function: zinc ion binding; sequence-specific DNA binding. Gene Ontology annotation, biological process: regulation of DNA-templated transcription. NCBI's taxonomy places the organism in Eukaryota, Fungi, Ascomycota, Saccharomycetes, Phaffomycetales, Wickerhamomycetaceae. The transcript has a single exon. The record is from RefSeq and is a predicted model, not a curated record. Bases 1 to 1296 code for a protein of 431 amino acids.